AUGGCGACAACCGGAGCAGGCCAACAUGUUCUUCUGAUGGGGGCGAACGGCUUUCGCAGAUACGCCGUCACGGCCACCGUUCGGUCGCAAGAGAAAGCCAACGAUAUCCUCAGGACUCAUCCUUCGUGGAAGGGCCGCGUGGAAUUUACCAUCGUGGCGGAUUUCACUUCCACACAGCCGUUUGACAAUCUUUUCCAGAACGCAAAAAACCCCUUCAACUAUGCCAUUCAUACCGCCUCUCCCCUCAGGUUCCAGGUAUCGGACAUUCAGAAAGAGAUGAUCGAGCCAGCAGUGAUGGGAACCACGGAGAUCUUGAAAGCGGCCAGCCAUUAUGGUGGCGCUUCCCUGAAACGAUUCAUCCUGCUAGGGAGUGCAGUCUCCGUCCUAAAUUCCUUUGAGGACAUGUCCAGGGAAGGGAAGCCAUAUACCGAGAAAGACUGGAAUCCUGUAACGGCGGAACAAGCCAUCGAACGGAAUGACCCCGUUCUGGGCUAUAAUGUCUCCAAGACCCGGGCGGAAGCCGCGGCGUGGGAAUUCAUGAAGCAAACCUCCCCAGCUUUCGACCUGGUGGUGAUCAACCCGGAUAUCAUCACAGGGCCCAUGAUCCAUCCUAUUUCCGAGCCCAGAUCGGUCAAUGAGACCAACCAGUUCGCCAUUCGGAGCUUCAUCGAUGGAACCCAUCCAAAGAUCGAAGACGUGACGUUCCCCUUCUACCACUUCGUGGACGUCCGCGACGUAGCUCGGAGCCAUGUAGAUGCGCUAACCAACACUGCAGCUGCCGGUCAGCGCAUUCUUCUCAUUUCAGGCCUAAUCGCGCCGCAAUUGGUCGUCGAUGUCAUUCGGAAGAACUUCCCUGCCCUCAGGGAUCGGGUGCCCGAGGGGAAUCCCUCCCAGAGCUUGCCCCCAGGGGUCCAUCCCACGGGAUGGGAUAUGCGGACAAGUGUGGAUAUUCUCGCCCAGGGCACUGAGGAGGGUAGAUGGAACUAUAUCGACCUCGAGACUAGCGUCAUUGAUGCCGUUAACUCCAUGAUUGAGCAUCGUACCAUUUAA
Messenger RNA from Aspergillus bombycis, 1050 nucleotides. Its product is annotated as NAD dependent epimerase/dehydratase. NCBI's taxonomy places the organism in Eukaryota, Fungi, Ascomycota, Eurotiomycetes, Eurotiales, Aspergillaceae. The record is from RefSeq and is a predicted model, not a curated record. Gene Ontology annotation, molecular function: oxidoreductase activity, acting on the CH-OH group of donors, NAD or NADP as acceptor. The transcript is spliced from 5 exons. Bases 1 to 1050 code for a protein of 349 amino acids.